GGCCUGGUUACUCUGCAUUGGGCCACCCGACUAAGCAGCAUCACAUUUCACGUAAGAGAACUGACUGCUAGUUUUCACUGCUGUUUUGCUUUUUAUUCCGUUUUUUUUUUAAUACUGCCUAAAGGGCUAAAAUAAUAAAACAUGGUGCGUGCUUGGUACAUGGACAGUUCUGACGAGGAUCAGAGACUUCCUCAUCAGUUAGAUCCACCUCAGCCUGUUUCACUGGAUCAGUUAAAACAAUUGGGAGUACUUUACUGGAAGUUGGAUGCUGAUAACUUUGAUGCUGAGGGAUUGCUAGACAAGAUAAAGAAGGAACGGGGCUACACAUACGAGGACAACAUCACAUGUACACCAGAUAAACUCCCAAACUAUGAACAAAAGUUGAAAAUCUUUUUUGAGGAGCAUUUGCAUUCUGAUGAGGAGAUCCGUUUCAUCACUGAUGGGAGUGGAUACUUUGAUGUCCGUGAUUUCAAUGACAAAUGGAUUCGUAUUGAAGUUGUAAAGGGAGACUUGAUUAUUCUUCCUGCCGGUAUCUAUCAUCGCUUCACCCUUGAUGACAAAGACUAUAUCCAAGCCAAGAGGUUGUUUGUUGGUGAGCCAGUCUGGACACCGCACAACAGACCAGCAGAUGAACACCCUGCUCGACAAGAAUAUGUUAAGAUGGUUAAAGCUAAUUAAUACACAUCAUUGCAAUUAAUCUUGAGAUGCAUGUAAUCACUGACCAUUCUUAGCCACCAUUUUGGUUGACUUUGACAAAACAUUUGGUUUUGGUGUCUUUGUGGCAUGCUAACCAAUAUGGUGGCCAUGCCUUUCGUACUUUUACUCUCAUCACUAUUAUAAUUACACUUGCUACCAUGCGAUGAUUCAUCCCAGUGGAAAUCUAGAUAUUUCACUUUAAAAAAAAAAAAAUCAAAUUAUCUAUGUGAAAACAUCUGUACAGUACUGAGUUUUCAUUGCUAUGCAGUUUUUAGGCCUUACUUCGAGUUAAUAGGUCACUUGUAUUAUAGCAUCAUUUACUAGCACUAACAGACUCCCUUGCACCCUUUCUUUUGUUCAGUUAAUUAGCACCAAUUGUCUAAUUACUCUCAUGAAAAAAUACAAAUUUGAAUAAGAAAGAAAAUUUGCGAAACAUUUUGGUAGUGGUAGUGAAAUGAARCCAUCAUGGAAAUGAGCUAUUGCCACAGUUAUAACACCUCAUUAAUCAUCUGUUAUCCAGUAGAGACUAUUUUAACUGUGUAAAAUUUAGCUGUCAGAAAAAGUUAGUUUUAUGCAGUUAAACAAUAUACUUAGCUAUUAAAGACCUCAGAAGCACAUGGUAUUAGUACUUAUUCAACUUUGAAGCAAUCUCGAUCUACAAUGAGUUCACACAUGCACCCAUUGAUAUAGAAAUGAUCAAACUAUGGCGUCGUUACAGUGCGGACACACUAAACGGAACCAAUUUAACGAAAAUUAAGAUAAAAACCUUUGGUAAUCAGGAAAAAGCAAAUCAGUAUCAUGUUGGCCUCACCCAAUCACAAUCUCUCAUCUUCAUUUUUCCUCGGAUAUCCAGGCUUCAUUGCUUGCUCCUGAUUGGUUCAAGUUUUCACUCUAUGCYGUGAUUGGUUGAUUUUCUUCAAGUGCUCCUGGUUAGUGUGUCCGCACAUAAAUGCAUCAAGUUUAGUUUUAUCAUUUGCAGUCUUUUGGUCUGAUYGUAUUAUACGUGAGCUUAGCAAGCUUCGUAUUUUUUUGCAUUUUCAUAUACGAAAAGGAAAUUUGAAAUGUCUUGGUUAAUAUUAAGCGGUAAAAGGUGUUCAGCCCUAAAAACUUUGUAAGAAAAAUUUGCAAAAAUUAGUAAGGUCUAGUAAGUUGUACAAACCUUGUACAAACCUAAUUUGUACAAUUUGGUUAACUCUUUAAUGCAUAUAUGGUAUGCCCUCUACAUCGCUGCAGGAAAUACAAAUAUAGGCACAAACAGCAUGUACUGAUUCAGUUGCAUAUUACAAAAGAAGUGAGGUCGAGAAGAAGCUGAAUAUAAUGCGCGCACUAUUUUGUUGGCUAUCGCCAUGUGAAUUUUAGCACGAGGUAAGAGUCUGGACCGCCAAAAUACUAUGGGAGCUGAAUAGAGCAUUUAUGGUUAAAUAGUCAGAGAAACAAUUGGUUAGGCUUAGCCUCCUCCACAGGCUACUCCAUAUAUACACUAUAUAUUCUCAGUUGGGACCCCUGUGUUAAAUUUUAUGGCAGAGAAGAACUAGGAACGAAAGAGGAGGAGUGGAAGCCCAAGGAGCAAACGUGCGUUCAACUUUGUGAUUUAUUUAGAGUAAUACUAGCUAAAAGCUGUAACAGUAGUUCGCUAUAAAGUUAGCGGUUAAGGUA
This is a messenger RNA of Actinia tenebrosa (Australian red waratah sea anemone), 2352 nucleotides long. RefSeq names its product acireductone dioxygenase. Lineage: Eukaryota; Metazoa; Cnidaria; Anthozoa; Actiniaria; Actiniidae. The record is from RefSeq and is a predicted model, not a curated record. Gene Ontology annotation, molecular function: acireductone dioxygenase [iron(II)-requiring] activity.